UAAAUGCCUAGUAUAUGUUUGAAAAUGUAAGCCUAAAGGCAAACACACCUCAUAGUUUGUAAUAUGGUGUAAUCAUUGCUAUCAGUGAUCCGUAAAGGUAUCUAAACAAUAGAAUUCAAGUGCAGAGGACAAAGAUAGUAAUCUAUUAAGGACCUCAUUUAAAAACAAGGACAGGAAAGCUAGUUAUUGUUUGUGAAGGGGAGAUUAUAUUUAACUUCCUGUAGUAUUUAUAGUGAACAUGUGUUUGAAGAUUAUAAGUUCUGACAUUAGUUGUGUAUUGUGUUGAUUAUAUGAUUAGUUAAUUAGGAUUUCAGGAAAUUGUUUACAAACAAUAGGAAUUAGCUCUUUGAAGCAUUUUAUACAACUAACACCAUUUAAUAGUGGUACAUUAAUCCUGAUAUAUCAUAAACAUCAACGUGGAUAAGUACUGUAAAUAUCAUAAUACAUCAGUUGGAUUAACACUGUAAAGUUGAUAGGAUUUAAUUGUAUGACAAUAGACAGAUUGUUGUGUUAAUCUGCACAUACUAUUGAUGGUUUGAUAAAAAAAUCUUUUAUAUCAGACUUACGUAAUGAUUUCUUGAAUGAAUUGUGCCAAGACUGAGAUCGGAUACACGUUUUAUUAAAAAUCUUCAAAACUGGUAUUUAUCUGUUUCAAGUCUCAGCAGAUAUUGACUUUGUUCUGAUCGUUGGACAGCAGUGGUGUAUCAGAAUUUUCAAUAACAGGCUUGCUAGAUUUUGUUUUCAGUAUUCAGUAAUUGAAUAUAUAAGAAAAAAUAUCAGUUUUCAAUUAUCAGGAUAAAAGUGACGUUUCUAGUUCACUUAUUGAAUGACUGUAGGAGAAUUAUAGCAUUCUGCUUUAUCCUACAUACCAUAAGAAACUGUUGACUUAAUAAUAUGUAAGAAAGCCUGGGGUCAAAUUGUAUUAAUUUUAUUCUUUAUAAAAAGGAUUAACUGGAAUACAAUUCAUGGUUUCUGGAUUUUAAAAUUUUAUGAUGUGAUCUAUAUUGUUAUAAACUGGUGACAAUUACUAUUAUUCUGUGGAUUUAAGUCCGACUUUACACAAAUUUUAUCACAAAACAAAUAAUAACUCAAUCUUUAGAUCACUGUUUCAAGGAUUUUAUUAUAAUAACUUGUACCUGUGUAAAUAGACCAAAACAAAUAUGUCUUCUUCUGAAGAAGAAAAAUCAAAUGUACUGUCGUCUGCAAGUGUGAUAAUGGCAAGACAUAAAAAGAAGAAAUGGAGGCAUAAAUUUGUUAGUGGACUAACAGGGUCUUCCAAAAAAAUUAAAAAAUUGAAAAAGUCUCGUUCAAUAAGUCAGUCCGUUGGAUGUCUUAUUGAGAGUACAACAAAAACAGCCUUAGGAGAUUUAAAUUCUUACCAUAAUUCAUGGGGUAACUUUGACACCCUAAGUGUAGGGAGUACUGGUCACAUGUCUGAUGAUGCCCGGAGUAUGGAUAGCCUGGAUAGUCGUGACAGUUUGGAUAGGCUCAGCGUACCUGUACGAUAUUCUGAUUCAGGCAUUCUUGAUUCUUCUCAAGAAUCCUUAUUAUCUACCGAUCGGGAUGAUGAUCUAAGCGAAAUUGGUUUACGACAAAGAAAGCAUUCCAUGCAACACCAUGCUUGUUAUGAUUUAGAAAUAAUUUUGAAAGAGGGACGAGAUCUGGUCAUAAGAGACAGCAGUGGAACUAGUGAUCCAUAUGUAAAAUUCAAAUUAGGAAAUAAAAUGUUACAUAAAAGUAAGACAGUGUAUAAAAACUUAAAUCCUCAGUGGAAUGAAACAUUUCACCUGUUAAUUGAGGACCUUUUCCAACCUGUACAGUUACAAGUAUAUGACUAUGACCGAGGACGAUUUGAUGAUCCAAUGGGAUCGGCUGAUAUUGAUUUGUCUCUGAUAGAACUGAAUGAAUCAUCAGAAAUAAAACUAGAGUUAUCAGAUGGUGGGAAAGAAGAAUACAUGGGUUAUCUCCUCUUACAAUGUACAUUAACACCUAAAACAUCCCCAUCAACGAGAAAAUCAAAGGCACAAAGAUGGUAUACACAGUCUAGUCGAGUCAAGAGUACAAGGAUGGGAGAUGCUGCUAAAAAGAUGAAGAACCAGAUAUGGACGGGAGUUGUUACAAUAGUUCUAGUAGAGGGUAGUAACCUCAUUGCUAUGGACGACAAUGGCUUCAGUGAUCCUUAUGUCAAAUUCAAAUUAGGAACCGAAAAAUAUAAAAGCAAGCAUAAAUUAAAAACCUUAAAUCCCCGUUGGUUGGAGCAGUUUGACCUAAGAAUGUUUGACGACCAAUCAAAUUUGUUAGAACUUUCUGUGUAUGACCACGAUUCUAGAGGAAGGGAUGAUUUUAUGGGCAGAGCUGUUAUAGAUUUAUCAGGAAUAGAAAAGGAAGUGACCCACACAAUAGACCAACCCUUGGAAGAUGAGGGAGGUAUAAUUAAACUUCUGUUGACAAUCAGUGGAACAGUUGGUACGGAAACGAUCUCAGAUCUCGCUAACUACACCUCAAAUCCAAGGGAAAAAAUAGAAAUCGUUAGAAAAUAUGGUUUAUUUAAUUCCUUUAAAAAUAUAAAAGAUAUUGGUUGGUUGCAGAUCAAAGCUUUUCGAGCUCAGGGACUUAUUGCUGCAGAUUUCGGUGGGACUAGUGAUCCAUUUUGUGUUUUAGAACUAGACAAUGCAAGAUUACAGACUCAAACAGAAUACAAAACACUUAAUCCUGAGUGGAAUAAAGUAUUCACAUUUAAUAUUAAAGAUAUACACUCAAUAUUAGAAGUUACUGUUUAUGAUGAAGAUCGAGAUAAAAAAGUGGAAUUUCUGGGGAAAAUAGCUAUUCCUUUGUUAAAUGUUAGAUGUGGUGAGAAGAGAUGGUAUACUUUAAAGGAUAAAAAGUUACUAAAUAGAACUAAAGGUGCUAUAAUGUUGGAAAUCGAUGUGGUUUAUAAUCCGGUAAAAAGUGCAAUUAGAACAGUAAACCCUAGAGAAGAGAAAUAUAUGAAGCCAGAACCAAAGUUUAAAAUUGCAACAAUGAAGAGAAACAUAGCUAGAGUAACACAGAUGGUUUCAUCAUUCACAGAAGUGGGAAAAUUUCUAAAUAGUUGUUUUGAGUGGGAGUCUAAACCUAGAACAAUCACUGCCUUUAUUGUCUAUCUUGUAGCAGUAUGGUUUUUUGAGCCCUAUAUGCUGCCUAUAACAUUAUUACUGGUUUUCUUAAAGAAUCUUGCCUUUUCUUCCAUGCAAACUGCUUUUUCUACAGAACCAGCAGAUAAUUUAUACGUAGAUGAAGAUGAUGAUGAUGAUGACGAUGAAACAAAAUUGGAAAAGGAUGAGAAGAAGAGUGUCCAUGAGAUAUACAAAGCUGCCCAGGAAGUAUGUCUCCAGGUACAACAAGGAAUGGACAUGGUGGCAUCGCUCGGGGAAAGGUUUAAAAAUACAUUUAAUUGGACAGUUCCAUGGCUGUCAACCUUUGCCGUUAUCCUGCUCAGUAUUGGUGCCGUGAUAUUAUACUUCAUACCAGUGCGGGUACUAGUUAUGCUCUGGGGUGUCAACAAAUUUACCAAGAAGUUACGAGCACCUAAUGCAAUACCAAACAAUGAGUUGUUGGACUUUUUGUCGCGUGUUCCUUCAGACAGUGAAUUGGUGCAAUAUAAAGAGCUUAGACCAGAUAUUCCUAACUUGAAGAAGAAGAGAUCUUGAAAUUUUGUGAAACCAUGUGAUAUUUCUACAGAACCAAUACUGAACAAUGGUUGUGCUACAUUUGCUCAUUUACUUUUAUACUAUGUUCCUCAAUGAACUCAAACUUGCUUAUUCCUUUUAUGUUUUCUUGAGACACAAGGACUCUUUUCAUAGAUAACCUUAAGAUUGAAAAUUUAUUGUUAAAUAUAGAACAAAUAGUUUGUUAGAAACAAUUUUUUUUCGUAGAUAUUUUGAAAAAGAUAUCCCUGUUGUAUAUGCUGUCUAACUGCUGGUUCAGUUUGCAAAAUUCUUUUAUAAAGAAUUCAAAAUUUCAAUAUUUAAAGGUUUUGUUUGCAUGAUCAGUAUUUUAAGUUCUAAACUGAAUAAUGUACAGUCAUAUGUUUUGUUCCCCCCCCCCCAAAAAAAAAGUGGAUUAAAUCAAUGUAAAUAAUUUUGUGACAUAAUUUUUUUUUCUUUUUUCUAUUAAUGAAAUAUUGUUGAUUUUAGCUGCAUACAAAUCUUAUCAUCUUGAUUUAUGGUCCUUUAAUUUAUCAUGAAGUCUUCUAUACAGAUCUGAGUUCGAUUAUACUGAGAUACUGGUAUUUGUGUUCAAGUAGAGAUGUUACCUCAAGACUAUUUAAUGGGUAAUUUUAAAAUUUUUGUGUUCCCCCAACUUUCUUAAUCUUGAAUUGUUAUUUAACAAAAAUAGUUAAUAUAUAAAUUAUUGGUUUAUUUUUUACUUAAGAUAUAAUUAAUAGAUAAUUAAUUCCAUGCAUUUUCAAAUUAAUUGUUUUGAUCUCUCAAAUACCAUUUUGUAUUGUAUGACAUGUCCCAAAAAUAUUUAUGCACUGUAUAUGUACAUUAUAUAAAAAAAUCCUAUUGGCAGCUUAAAUGGAAUCUCAUUCUGUUGUUCAGUAUCAACAAUCAAAGCACUGCUAGUGCUGUGAAGCAGUUAAUUGAAAACCAGCUACUAGACAUAGCCCCAGUUCUCUUUUACACAACUAGGUCCAUAUUUCAUAGAAGGCUGUAUAAUUUCUGAUCAGUCUUGACCAAUUAUACACAUAAUGAUAUUGUCUGGUUGCAGUACACUUCAUUUGUGAAAUAAGGAUAAAUUCAUAAGAAGUUGUAUAUUUAACCAUUAUCAAUGCAAUUCUUUGUAGGAGAUAUCCAUUUUAACCAUGUGUCUUAGUAGAUAUGUAUAUUGAAUAUUUUUUGUCAGUUUUUUACUAUGUUCCUUAUCUGUAGAGUGAGAUAUAUUGUUUUUGUCCUGUUCACUUGUUUGUUUGUUCAAACAAAAAGUUUGUCUGAGUGUAUUCUCCUAACUGAAUUUAACUCAAUUGCUUUAUGCCUUAUGCAGAUUUCCUUGAGAUAUAAAAUUGAUUCUUUGGAUUUUUUUGUGUAAUAAAAACUUUGGUUUUACCACUUCACAUAUAGCAAAGAUUGUUCAUGUAAAUUUCAUACAUUUUACUCUCAAACAGAAAUAGGACAUAAUUAUUUCAUAAUAUAAUCAUGUUUACAGUGCAUUUCAUCAAUUUUUUAACCUCAAUUUCUUGCAAAGGAGUUGAUAUCCAGUAUGUGUACCAAUUUAACAAGAGCAAGAUGGGAACAUGUGAUUUUGUGUCAAAUUUUUAAUUUGCAAUGUAAAAAUGCUAUUCAUACUAUUUAUUGCAUUAUUUUGUAUUGAGAUUAUUUCCAUUUUACAUAAUUCCCAUAUUAUUAUGUAUAAUUGAUUAUUUUGUAUACUAAAGUAUGUCUGUACUGCAGAACUCAUGUUAUCUACAUAUCUUAUUUAUGAUUAUUUUACUGGCAUAGGACAAUUGGGAUGACAAUUGCACUUCUGAUUAUUCUUUAUGUGUGGAAACAUAUAUUUUUUUGUUUCAACUAAAAUUCAAAGCAAUAACAGCGUAAUAAGCUUAAAUUUAUAAAACCUAAAUGAUUAUAUUUUGACAGCCUAUUAUACAAGAAAGGAAAAUAUUUCAGUUUAUAAUGAACAACAUACACUUGCAGAGAAAUCCUGAUAAAAUAACUCUCAAAUAGAUAGCAGAAUUAUCUUUUUAUUGGAGGUUAACAUAUUUGAUUAAAAGGAAAAUUAUUUUUGAAAGGAAUGAAUUCUUCCUAUGAUUACGUCUCAUUUCAUUAGUGAUGUAAAUAUCUCAGACUUGCAUCCAUUGACAUUCCACACUUUGAAGGUUGAAUGUGUUACCUCCAACCUGAACUAUAUUUAAGAAAAGAUUUGUUUAUAUCUUAUUUUUCUGGGUCUCAAUGGUGUAAUGAUUCUAAAGACUUAUUGCAAGGAGGUAUAUUUUUUUAUUUUUUUUAAAUUGCUGAAGAAAUUAAACAUCUUUGAAAGGAUAGGAUUUGAAAGAAUAUAGUUAGUUGAUGGCGGGGAGGGUUAAAUGAACUAAGCAUGCGGACCAGACUUAAAGUUUAUAUGCCAUCUAUAUGUUUUAACUACAUCAUCAUUGAGCCUAAAAUGGAAAAAUAAAAUAAAAUGCCCAAUAAAGUAUGAAGUUUAAUAUUAUUGAGAACCCAAAUUCCAAAAGAUUUUGAAAAAUACAGCUUAGGUUAUCUAUUCCUGGGGUAAGAAAUUCUUAGUAUUUCAAUAAAUUCAAAGUUUUGCUAACAGACGAUUUGUAAUUAUGACUAUAUCAAUGAUAAUUCAUGUCAACACAAGUUUUAAGAACAAACUUGUUAUCUAGUCGAGAUUCCAUAAAACAAAACUUUAUGAACUAAAGUAAAAACACUACCUCAUGAGAACAUAUUUAGUUUGUAAUAGUUAUCAUCUAUCUUUAUCUUUACUUGGUUUAUAUUAUACAAUUAAGUGCAAUUAAAGCUACUAAUCAAAUGUAAGAAAACAGUAUAGUAGAAUUAGUUUUGUUAUUAUUACUCAAUGUGCAAUAAUUUCUUUGACCAAAGUAUUAUGAGAGAAAAAAACAUUGAAAUGAAUUAUUGUAAGAUAAAGUUCUCCCGGUAAUAUAAUGAUAAUCCAAUUAUUUGUUUCCAAUUUUAUCUUGUUGGGGCCUCUUAUAGCCUAUAACAAAUGAUGUGUUUUGCUUUUUGUUGAUGGCCAUACAGUAAUCUGUAGUUUCUAAAAGUAACAUUGUUAAGGUUUUGUUAGAUAGUUGUCUCAUUGACAAUCAUACUAGCUCUCCUUAUAUUGUAUUGUAUAUAAAUUGGAGAAUUUCUAAAGAAGAUUCAUUUUAUGGCUUACUUUGUUCUGUAGAUUCAUCCAAUUUUUUUUCAAAUGCAUGAUUUACAUUUUCAAUUCCAAAAGCAAGACAUUCACAAAGUGUAAAUAUGAGCACAUGCUUCAGUGACAAAUUUAAACUGUAUUAAGUGGGAUUUUCAGAA
Messenger RNA from Mytilus trossulus (common blue mussel), 7019 nucleotides. RefSeq names its product multiple C2 and transmembrane domain-containing protein 1-like. Gene Ontology annotation, molecular function: calcium ion binding. The coding region runs from base 1161 to 3689 and encodes 842 amino acids. Gene Ontology annotation, cellular component: synaptic vesicle membrane. NCBI's taxonomy places the organism in Eukaryota, Metazoa, Mollusca, Bivalvia, Mytilida, Mytilidae. The transcript is spliced from 20 exons. Gene Ontology annotation, biological process: regulation of neurotransmitter secretion. The record is from RefSeq and is a predicted model, not a curated record.